Lynx canadensis (Canada lynx) is the source of this 4092-nucleotide messenger RNA. RefSeq names its product solute carrier family 26 member 8 (gene SLC26A8). The record is from RefSeq and is a predicted model, not a curated record. Bases 346 to 3285 code for a protein of 979 amino acids. Gene Ontology annotation, cellular component: membrane. Gene Ontology annotation, molecular function: oxalate transmembrane transporter activity; chloride transmembrane transporter activity; bicarbonate transmembrane transporter activity. NCBI's taxonomy places the organism in Eukaryota, Metazoa, Chordata, Mammalia, Carnivora, Felidae. Gene Ontology annotation, biological process: transmembrane transport. The transcript is spliced from 20 exons.
CCAAUAUGGAACCCGCCCACGGGAGGGGGUUGACGACGGGAGAGGAUGGGAGGAGUACUUCUCGCGAGAAAAGAGCAACAGCUGGCGACCAGAGGCAGGAACUCUCAGGGACUGUUCUUAAGGGCGCGAAGGCGGACCCGGGAAGGAGGGAUAAGUGGGCAACACAUGCCGCGUGCGCCCCACCGUGGUCACCGGGGCGAAUGCCUGGCUCGGUGCUGGAGAGCGACAGUGACUAAUAGGGUGUCGGGAAAAAUACCGAAAGAUCUUUGAACUGCGGGUAGUCACCAACAGCCGAGCAUCUGCUCAGUGGAACCCUUAAUUUCCAAGAAAUACAUUUAAAAAGAAAUGAUGCAACCAGAGAAAGGGUUCCAGGGUUUUGGCUCUAAACGUAAGCAAAAUUCUUUUGCCUAUGACGUCCAGCGAGAUGUGUACAAUGAGGAGACCUUUCAACAAGACCACAGAAGGAAGAGCGUUUCCUCUGGGAACUUGGAUAUUGACAUCACUACCUUCAGACACCACAUCCAGUGCCGCUGCUCAUGGCACAAGUUUCUAAGAUGCAUGCUAACGAUCUUUCCCUUCCUGGAGUGGAUGUGUUUGUACCGAUUCAAGGAUUGGCUUCUCGGAGACCUACUUGCCGGUAUAAGUGUUGGCCUUGUGCAAGUUCCCCAAGCCCUGACGUUUAGUUUGCUGGCAAGGCAGCUGAUUCCUCCUCUCAAUGUCUGUUACGCAGCUUUCUGUUCUUCAGUAAUUUAUGUCAUUUUUGGAUCGUGUCAUCAAAUGUCCAUUGGUUCCUACUUCCUUGUGAGUGCUCUGAUGAUCAAUGUCCUGAGAUUGUACCCAUUCAACAGUGGCCACCUGAUUCUGGGGGCUUUCAUCAAGGAUGACUUUUCUAAGCCCUCCUUCUUUGAGGACUAUAACAGAUCCUUGAGUGUGGUGGCAUCCACAACUUUUCUGACUGGGAUUAUUCAGCUAUCAAUGGGCUUGUUAGGUUUCGGCUUCAUUGCCACUUACCUUCCGGAAGCGGCAAUCAGCGCUUACCUGGCGGCCACGGCACUACACAUUAUUCUGUCCCAGCUGACUUGCAUCUUCGGGAUUGUGAUUAGCUUCCACUCUGGUCCCAUCUCCUUCUUCUAUAACAUAGUUAACUACUGUGUAACUCUCCCAAAAGCUAAUUCUACCAGCAUCCUACUAUUUCUAACUGCUGUUGUAGCCCUGAGAAGCAACAAAUGUAUCAGAAUGUCCUUCAAUCAGUAUCCCAUCGAGUUUCCCAUGGAAGUUUUUCUGAUUCUUGGCUUCACUGCGUUUGCAAACAAGAUAAGCAUAGCCACAGAAACCAGCAGGAUGCUCAUCGAUAUGAUUCCUUAUAGCUUCCUGUUUCCUGUGAUGCCAGAUUUGAACAUUCUUCCUGAAUUAAUUUUAGAAGCCUUCUCCUUAGCUUUAGUGAGCUCCUCUCUGCUGGUAUUUGUGGGCAAGAAGGUUGCCAGUCGCCAUAACUACCGUGUUAAUUCCAACCAGGAUUUAAUAGCCAUCGGCCUUUGCAAUGUCGUCAGCUCAUUUUUCAGAUCUUGCGUGUUUACUAGUGCUGUUGUCAGGACUAUUAUCCAAGAUAAGUCUGGAGGAAGACAACAGUUUGCAUCUCUGGUAGGCGCUGGUGUGAUGUUGCUCCUGAUGGUCAAAGUGGGACCCUUUUUCUACGAACUGCCAAACGCUGUGCUGGCUGGUAUUAUUCUGAGCAACAUCUUCCCCUACCUUGAAACCAUUUACAACGUACCCAAUCUGUGGAGGCAGAACCAGUAUGACUGUAUUAUCUGGAUGGUUACUUUCGUAUCUGCAAUUUUCCUGGGACUGGAUGUGGGACUACUCGUUUCACUAGCCUUUGCCUUCUUCAUCAUCGCUGUUCGGUCACACAGAACUAAGAUUUUCCUCCUGGGUCAGAUCCCUAACACCAACAUCUAUAGAAGCUUCAAUGACUAUCGGGAGGUUAAAAACAUUCCUGGGGUGAAAAUCUUCCAGUGCCGCAACUCCAUCACAUUCGUCAAUGUUGAUCAGCUAAAGCACAAGCUAUUAAAAGAGGUUGAAAUGGUAGGGGUGCCUCUUAAAGAAGAAGAAGUGUUCCACCUGUUUAAUCAAAAUGAAGACAACUCACAGGAAGAAAAGAUUUGUCAGUGUUUCUGCAACUGUGACGAACAGGAGCCACCACCCAGGGUUGUCUACACAGAACGAUUUGAAAGUAGACAGGAUCGCGACUCAUCCUCCAUUAACCUGAUCCGCUGCUCGCAUUUCGACAGCAUGAACAUGUGCCAGUCCGUGUCCCAUGAGGAAGUACCGUACAUCGUAUCUUCCACGACUUACAGAAAUCAAGGGCAAAGCUAUGAGGACGUGGACAAAGUUUGGGUUUCUAAUGACCCCCGUAGAAACAGCUUGAUGCCACUGCCUGACGCUGUGGAAACCCAAGAGAGGAACAGGUCACUCCUUCCCUUCUCGGAUACCUCUCAUCUACCCAGCAUCCACACCAUUAUCCUGGAUUUCUCCAUGGUACAUUUCGUGGAUUCACGGGCUUCAGUGUCCUUAAGACAAAUGUGCAACGCUUUCCAAAAUGCCAACAUUUUGGUGCUCUUUUCAGGGUGUCACACUUCUGUGGUCAAGGCAUUUGAGAAGAAUGAUUUCUUUGAUGCUGGCAUCACCAAGGCCCAGCUCUUCCUCACCCUCCACGAUGCCGUGCUAUUUGCCUUGUCAAGGAAGUUUCCAGAGUCCUCCGAGUUAAGCGUGGAUGAAUCUGAGACAGUGAUACGGGAAGCCUACUCAGAAAGAGACAAGAAUGGAGAGCCAAGACGUGAAAUGAGCGGCAAUCUUCCAGAAGUCUCUAAAAACGCAAAUCCAGACUACAUCAUGAUGCAGGAACCGAUAACAAAGGAGGAGUUGGAGCUAGACCUGGAGCUGGAGCCCACAGUGGAAUCAGAGCAAGAGACUGGACUAGAUCUCGAGCUGGACCUGACUCAUGGGAUGGAGCCUGAGUCAGAGCUAGAGCCUGAAUCUGAGCUAGAGCCUGAAAUAGAGCUAGAGCCUGAGUUGGAGCCUGAGCCCGAGCCCGAGGCUGAGCUCGAGGCUGAGCUCAAACCCAGGCCAAGGGCUCACACUUAUCCUUGGCAGCAGUACUGGUCUCUGUAUCCGUCUACACUUCCCAGAUCUCCAGUUCAGGCUCGGCGUGGGACACCGUCAGUUGAGAGGAGGCGUCAACAUAUGAGUUUAUAUUCACCCAAGGACAGUAAUACUGAAGACUGUUAGGAAAUGAACUGGGAAUAAGGAGUCAGAUUCCCUUGGCAAACCCUCCCCACCCAAAUGGGGUCACUUGGUCAGAAGACCUAGACUAGUUACAAACUAGCAAUACUUGAUUUGGGACUCCUUCAUCUGCUGGCCUCUUCCUUGCUCAACACGGAUGUCACUCCCAGAUCACAAUGCUAAACACCAAGAGUUAUCUCUGAAUUCCCUAUCUAGGCUUACCUCAUCUCACCAUCAGCAGAUAUUCUAGUAAAGGAUUUCCUUCUUUGCACACCCCGUACUCUGGGGGUUUUGUCCAAGCAUCUCUAACUUACUUCUCUCAUCUCCGUUCCCCUUUCUCCAAAGAGAUGAGACUCAAAUAAAAUAUACAACUCUAGUUACAUUUGGACACUUCCUGCAUCUUUCCCUUCUCUAUAGUCUAUAUGCCUAAAGAAAGGUUGGGUGGGAGAAAUUCCAGAAGUGGGUGGACAUGGUGAAGAAGAUAUAAGCAAGAAAAAGAAAAACUGGGUGGCAUUUGUAUUUUAUAUGCAAGGUAUCUUCAUUAAACACUGGUGGUGGAAAUGGGGAAGUAGAUAGGUUAAGUUAAGCCGGCCUGCAAGGCUUAUAAUCUAAGGAACUGUUACGCUGAAAACACUUUUGUCAUCACUCCAAGAGCAGGAUGUUUUCCUAAUCCUACCACUGUUUCAGAAGACUAGUCAGCUGUACCAACUGAUGAGAAGGUUAGCUCUAUAGAGCUCUAUUUGGUAUCCAGAUUCAUAUUCACCACUGUUUCGUCCUUACAAGUUUUUAAGAUACAAGCAAUCUAGAAUCUGU